Brienomyrus brachyistius is the source of this 6225-nucleotide messenger RNA. RefSeq names its product mucolipin-2-like. NCBI's taxonomy places the organism in Eukaryota, Metazoa, Chordata, Actinopteri, Osteoglossiformes, Mormyridae. The coding region runs from base 2277 to 5519 and encodes 1080 amino acids. Gene Ontology annotation, cellular component: membrane. The transcript is spliced from 25 exons. Gene Ontology annotation, molecular function: NAADP-sensitive calcium-release channel activity. The record is from RefSeq and is a predicted model, not a curated record.
AAUCCCUUAUCGAGGACCCAUCAGGCGGCGGGGAAUGUGGCGGCGAUGAAAACAGCCGGAGCGCACUAACACGGGGUGGGUUUAACAUCCUCCAGCAGCCGCCUCGGUAGAGACUGCGAGAGCAGCCGUGGCACCCUUUUCUUAGGAGUGUAGCUCUCUCAGAGUGACUAAAUAUUCAUCGCAGGUGUGUUCACAUUCCCCCGAAUCAUUAUUCUGCCGAUUUACUUGUAUUAACUUAUAGUACUAUAUAACGUCAUUAGUAGCCUAUUUCGGUUAUGUGGCAAGUAAAUUCCUUUUCCUAAUGGAAGUAAACGGUACACGCUGAAUUCCUGAAGUGAGUUUGCCGUAAAGGUCAGCAUUAACCGGUUCAGCGUUUCACCGAGAGUAUCAUUCACUUUAAGUAUAAAGGGAUCUAGGCAUCCAGUGAGCAUUUCAGAAGUAGUUGACUAUUUUUAGAUUUUAUACUUCAUUGAUCCCAAACAGGAUAUUUUGCAUUUUUUAAAUUUUAGUCUUUGAAGAAGGAAAAUAACUUAAGAAAACGGUAUAUUAAUUGUCACCCUAUGUAUUUAUAUAUUAAUGCCUUGGUUUGGUCGUUCCCUCCAUUCAUCCAUCCAUCCAUUUCUAUGACUGCGCAUCUAAUAGAUGUUUUGAUAUAUCUAUUAAUAAAAAAAUACUGACAAUAAACAAGAUAUUCGCGCUGUUGGCGCCAUCUAAUGGAAGAAUGCCUGAACAACGUGAGUUUAACAUCCUUUCGGGAAGUUUGUUCUCUUGGUUUGUACACAGAUUUCUUGGUACUUGUGAAGUUCAAUAUAACUGACUGUGGUGCCUCCUCGGAAGAUGAAGCCCUUGUCGGCAUAAUUUCCCACCUAGUUCCAGUUCACACUUCUUUGUCCUACCCUCGCUCCAGUUCUGCCUUAUCUGUGAUCUAGCUUCUGAGUACUUGACAAACGGUGACAACUUCUCUGGGGUAAUUUCCCAUGUUUUUAAAUCACUCUUUGAUGUUUGUUUCAGGAGCAGCAGCAGACCUUACAACAACUGUAUGAUUUAUUCAUACAGUUUUAUUCAUAAAUUUAUUUUUGCUGUUUCUGCAUUUUAUUCGUAGUAGACAGGUAGUCAUGACCAGGGACGGAUUAUGGGUUGUGUUCGUGAGGCCCCCCCCCCCACCACCACCAGCACCACCACCACAGCCACCACAAUUCAAGGGCCCUUGGCAGCCAAACGCCCUCCCUAUAGGGUCAGGGGCCCUUGUAGGCAGAGGAUCAAAGAAUGUAGGCCCUCUAAAAUAGACAAACGAAAAUACAUUGUUGAUAAGCGUUGCAAAUUGUUUUGGGCUAGGGGCCCCACGGGCCCCCUGCACCCCAAGGGGCCCUGGGCAGCGGCCCCGCUGGCCCGGUCCGUAAUCCGUCCCUGGUCAUGACAUACCUUAAGUAAUUCAUAUCAGUUAACUUUUAUAGGCUUAUAAUGGGGACUUUCACUGAUUGAAAUUUUGGCCUAUACUGCAUCCGAGGCUGCCAGUCUCAAACAUUAGAUCUAACUGUGUCCUCUGCUUUUGCUGUACAUCUUAUUUCUGCUUUAACCUGUUGUUCUCUUGCUGUUGUUUUUACUUGGAUGUGACUCACUAACUUAAAAGUGGGUAGCACACAUAUUUAUAGUUUAUUAAACAAAUGUUGGCAUGUUUUGAAACAGAGCCUGUCUACAAAUUAUCAUGAAAUUCCCUACCAGCUGUUUGACUGCAGGAGUCUCACAGUUGCCUGACAACCAAUGGGAUCACGACAAGGGGCGUGGUUUAUUGGAACUGGGUUGGAAAUUGUGUACAUGCUGUCAGAGGUACCCUGUGGAUCCACAUUCCAUUACAGUAGAAAAGUUGUUUGGAACAAGUCCCAAACCACAGACCAUGUGACACUGCCAAAUAAUUAAUGUACUUGGGUAAAAAUCUGUCAGUAAUCCAUUUUUACAAUAUUGCAGGCCUGUUGUUAACUUAUAGUAUUAUAUUGCUAGUUUACUUGGUGCCAUAAGAAAAUUAAGUGCCAUAAGAAGAUGUCAGUCUUUUAGAGUACAAGGAAACAGAUGAAGAAGAUUGAAGUCUUGAAAAGAAGAAUGAAAAGAAUGACAACAUUUUUAUCUUUAUGUUUGUAAUAUUUUAGUCUGUGUUUGUCUUUCUUUGGCAGUAGAUGGACUUGAAUGCCGUGUGGGUAACAGCCGUAGUUUUACAGGUUGAUUCCGAGGUAUACGAUUACAGCUGCGGCUUCUCCACAUCCCCUUCUUGGUUUUGAGAGAUGGAGAGGCAGAGAGAUUUCCUGGACAGUCAGUGUAGUCGCCCCAGUGAGAGCGACUCUGCCACCUCCCUGAAUUCCGAUACUGUUAAAGAUUUCAGGAGGAAACUCAAAUACUUCUUCAUGAGCCCCUGUGAGAAAUUCAACGCACAAGGGCGAAUAUCUUGGAAACUGCUUCUACAGAUCCUUAAAAUCGGACUCGUCACAGCCCAGUUGAUCUCCUUUGGACUCGGUAACCAGAUGAUGGUCACAUUUGAAGAUGAGAUUUUGGUCACACUCAGGCAUCUACUUUUGAAAGGAUAUAUUGACAGAAAUAUUGAGAAUUAUGCCGUAUACACAAAGUCUGAAGUGUAUGACCACAUCAAUUUUAUUGUUGAUCAGUAUGUACAUUUGGGGAAUCUUUCUGCGGGCAACCAUGCUUACGAGAAGGACGGCGAGAAGUAUUCGCCUCUUUCCAUAUGCCAGGACUUCUACAGAAAGAGCUUGAUUUUUCCAGAAAAUGAGACCUUCCACAUUGAUCCCCACGUUGAAUCAGAGUGCUCGGACAUAUAUCCAUCGCAGCUCCUUGCAGACCCUACAAUUAUGAAAAAACAGUUGAAUAUCACUCUGGAUUUUAAAAGGCUGAUUAGAAUAAAAAUUCAUUUCGUAUUGAAGGCCAUAAACGUGCAAACGCUGUUUCAUCAGGAGUUGCCUGACUGCUACGUCUUCGCUGUGGCGACCACGUUUUAUAACAUUGCUCAAAGUGGACGCAUGAAAAUGACUCUGAACAGCAAAACUGACAUUAAGGAGUGUAAAGACGGGAAUGUUACAUUCACGUUUCCCAGGAACAUCCAUUACGUGACGUUUGACUCUUUCAUCAUCCUCACCUGUUUGACGUCGCUGCUUCUGUGCGCUCGCUCGCUAAUCAAGGGGAUUCGGCUGCAGUUCGAAUACAGUGCCUUUUUCCAAACCCUACACAAUAAUGUACCACCAUGGUCAGAUCGCAUGGAGUUCGUGAAUGGCUGGUAUAUUCUGAUUGUAUUCAGUGACUCCUUGGCAAUAUCAGGCUCUCUCCUCAAAAUCGGAAUCCAUCUGAAGAAUUUUACCAGUUAUGACGUCUGUAGUAUUCUGCUGGGUACAGCCACACUGCUGGUCUGGACAGAAGUUAUCUGGUACCUCAACUUGUUUCAGAAAUAUAACGUCCUAACCCUUGCCCUAAAGGCAGCCUUUCCAAAUGUCCUCCGGUUCUGCGGAUGUGUGAUCGUGAUCUAUCUUGGUUACUGCUUCUGUGGCUGGGUUGUGUUAGGACCGUACCACUCAAAAUUCCAGACUUUGAACACCGUGUCCGAGUGCCUGUUCUCCGUCAUUAGUGGAGACGUCUUCCACACCUUCAAGAACAUACGGAGAUCGAGUUAUCUGGUGUGGCUCUUCAGCAGACUGUACCUCUACUCCUUUGUUUUGCUCUUCGUCUACAUGGUUUUCAGUCUCUUCAUCUCGCUUAUCACAGACACAUGCAACACCGUAAAGCAACAGCAGCAAGACCGCCGGACGGAGUCGGCACUGAGAGCGUUCAUAGACUGCAAAGACCUGCCGGAUUCAGGGAAGUUCACGCUGGACGAGGAACCGGAUUCAUGCUCUUUUUGCAACUGCUUUCGUACCACAAUAAGCUCUGAUAUGUUAGAGGAUGAGGAAAAGACAUUAAGGGAUGACCUAAAAUACUACUUCAUGAGUCCCUGUGAGAAGUACAGGGCACGUGGGCAGAUCCCAUGGAAGCUUGGAGUGCAGAUACUGAAGAUCAUUAUGAUCACCACACAGCUUAUCCUUUUCGGCUUGAACAAUCAGCUUGUGGUUUCCUACAAGGAGGAGAACACGGUGGCUUUCAAGAGCUUAUUCCUGAAAGGCUACACCGGUGUUGAUGAAGAUGACUACAGCAUCGCCCUGUACACGCAGCAGGCAGUUUCCGACAGUCUGUUCCACGUGAUAGAGCAAUAUGCGCAGUUAAAGGACCUCUCCGUUGGACCGGUGAAUUACGCUCAGAAUGAUGACACAUGGUGGCCCAUCAAGAUCUGCAAAGAGCACUACGAGAAAGACAGCGAAGAGUUAUACAACAUCAAAGCCCAAACAGAAAAAGUUUGCUUGGAGUUCAAUCCAGUCACACUGAAUGACAACCGAUGGAAGCGUGACAAUGCAUCCUUCUUUGUCCUGGAUUUUUACAGGCUCGUCAACGUUAAGAUCACGUUCCAGCUGAAAGCAGUCAACCUCCAAACGAUCCAAGUGCGCGAACUGCCGGACUGUUAUGAUUUUCUCGUCACGAUUACUUUUGAUAAUCACUGCCACAGUGGACAAAUUAAAGUAUACUUUGAUAUCAGUGCUCUCAGCAGCAUAUGCAAAAACUGGAAGAUUUCCGGAACAGCCCAGAAGAACCCACAUUAUCUUCUGGUGUUUGAUAGCAUCAUUAUUAUGGUCUGUCUGUCAUCUGCGGUGCUCUGCACUCGUUCCAUCUUCCUGGCAGUGAAGCUGCUCCAGAGGUUUUCCAGGUUUUUCCACGUGAACUUUAAACGCGUGGUGUGUGAGGAUGACCAACGCGAGUUCUUGAACGGCUGGUACGUCAUGGUCAUCGUCAGUGAUGCUUUGGCCAUAGUCGGGUCUAUCUUGAAGAUGGAAAUACAAUCCAAGAAUCUGACAAGCUAUGAUGUCUGCAGUAUCUUCCUUGGAACUUCCACAUUGCUGGUGUGGGUGGGAGUGAUCAGAUACUUGGGCUACUUCCAGAAAUAUAAUGUGCUCAUCCUCACGAUGAAGGCCGCCUUCCCCAAGGUCCUUCGCUUCUGUUGCUGUGCAGGCAUGAUCUACCUCGGAUACACCUUCUGCGGCUGGAUCGUCCUCGGACCGUACCAUGAAAAGUUUGAGGGCUUGAGCCGGGUCGCCGAGUGCCUGUUCUCCCUGGUGAACGGGGACGACAUGUUCCCCACGUUCGCUCAGUUCCAGGAGAAGAGCAUCCUGGUCUGGCUCUUCAGUAGGAUAUACCUCUACUCCUUCAUCUCGCUCUUCAUCUACAUGGUGCUCAGCCUCUUCAUCGCUCUCAUCACCGACUCCUACGAAACCAUAAAGAAUUACCAGAAGAAUGGUUUUCCUGUGACUGACCUUCAGAAGUUCCUGAGCGAUCAGAGGGAUUUUCCUUGCUCUGAGGGACCAAGAGAGCUCAAUUACUGGGGGCUUUGCUGCUGCAAAAGGCUUCCGAAAGAUGAUGGUAUCUUGCUUAUCUGCUGAAAAUGGCUAUUCUGGAUGGCAGGAAAUGAGGGUGGACCUCUCUGAGCUUGAGACCAAAAGCACAGAUAUCACUGGGGGUUGGGCUGGGCUUGGCUAUGCUGAAGAACCCAGAGACGACUUAAGACACCUGAAUGUUGAAUGCUAUAUGUUGCUGGUCAACAGCAGAAGUGGAUAGUUCAGAUGCAGAAAGCAAAAAUCCAGACCAAGAUUUUGUUUAAACAAAGUGCCAGGACUCAACGAGUUGGUUGAAACUAAAAUCUUGGUCUGGAUUUUUACUUUCUUGACCUGAACUAUCCAUCUCUGAUCAACGGUAGCCUUUCAAGCUCAAAAUACACACUUAUUCACUGCAAAAGGGAUUACUGUGCCUGGUGAUUUUAUAGGGUCAAUCAGUCAUAAUGCAAAAGCAAUUUUUGCCCUCUGUAGGCAGAAAGAUGUUGACCCCAAGGUCCUGGAGUGAUGCUCUGAUUUGCUCGUGGUUUCUCUUGCCUGUUAGUCAGUUGUUAUACAGAUUGCAAAUAUAUACGUAUUUGUAUUUGCAUGCUACCUGCACAUAAGGUGCACUUCUGCUGAAAAGUGCAAUAAUGUCUCUCUUCAUGUCUCGUUUCAUCUCGAUGGAGACUGAAUAUACUUGUGUUUACACCAAGCUGUACAUGUGCACCGAGUCUUGCUUUGCCUGUGUCUGCAUAAAAACUGUUGUGUCUUUUAA